AAGAAUAAUUUAGAACUAUAUGUUUUUGUUGAAUAAAAUUGUGUAUCCGUGUUCCCGAAAUCAACUGAUACCACGUUGAACCACAAAAUAUAACGGCUAAUCAUGUAAACUCAGAUCAAUUUAUACCGGUAACCUAACACAUAAACAAUAAAAGUGCAAAAAUGACUGAAACAUCGUGCUAUAUCCUCGACAAUGGUGCUUAUACGGCUAAAGUGGGCUUUUCUUCAAUGGAACCGAAGAUAGUUCCAAAUUGUAUUAUGAAAGCGAAGUCCGAAAGGCGUCGUCCCUUCAUUGGUUCGCAAAUCGACGAUUGCAGAGACGCCUCUGGCUUAUUUUACAUCCUCCCCUUCCAAAAAGGCUUUCUAAUAAACUGGGAUACGCAGAAAACGGUUUGGGAUUAUAUAUUUAGCAAAGAAUGCUGUCCAGUCAAUUUUAACGAGACGCCUUUGAUAGUCACCGAACCUUUAUUCAAUUUCUCGUCAAUACAAGAAGCAAUGACUGAAAUAUUCUUUGAAGAAUAUGAAUGCCAAUCUUUAUUGAGGAUAAACGCUACCGACCUUGCAGAAUAUGGUUACAGGCACAAAAAUAAGAACCAGUGCACGGUAGUUGUCGAUUCUGGCUACAGUUACACUUAUAUUGUUCCAUAUAUUAAUGGCAAGAAGUAUAAAGAAGGGAUAAGAAGAAUAGAUGUUGGAGGAAAAGUUCUAACAAAUCAUUUAAAAGAGAUCCUUUCAUACAGGCAGCUAAAUGUUAUGGAUGAGACAUAUGUCAUCAACCAAGUCAAAGAGGACUCUUGCUUCGUAUCACAGGACUUUAAUGCUGAUAUGGAGAUUGCUAAGAAGAAAGGUUCAUCGAACACAAUUGUAAAAGAUUACGUCCUGCCAGACUACACAACCAUCCGUCGUGGCUACCUUCGUGACAUUGUAAAACCAGAUGAAGAACUCGAACAACAAACUCUACGUCUUAACAACGAGCGGUUCACAAUCCCUGAACUACUUUUCCACCCUUCAGACGUUGGAAUCCCACAGAUGGGCAUACCAGAAGCGAUUAUGGACUCUAUAAGCGCUUGCCCUGAAGAGCACACAGAAAAUUUACUAGAAAACAUUAUCUUGUACGGGGGAAGCACACUUUUCCCCGGUUUUCGAGACCGUACAUACAAUGAAGUCCGAGCUUUAGCGUUAGAUCACUAUGAUGUCAAUGUGACCCUAGCAGAAAAUCCAGUGACUUACCCAUGGGAAGGAGGGAAAUGCCUUUUUAGAGAUCCGGACUUCUAUUCAUUCUGUGUUACAAAGGAGGAAUAUGAAGAGGAAGGAAAGUCUUUGGCUUUUGAGAGGUUCGACAUUUAACAAAGGAAACGAGUGAGGCGAUCUAUGGAAUAAGCCUUGCUCUUGAAUAAAUAAGUGUACCAGACAAUCACAAUAAUUGCUGGCAAGUUAACUUAAGUCUUUCCAGUUUGGUGUUGCAAAACACUGGUGUUGUUAAACAAGUGAUUUUACUAAUUAUCUGUGAACCGCUUGACAAUGUUGUCAUUUAAACCAGUUUCUACUAAUCUGUUGCAAUUUUGACAGGCAAAGUAAUGUAUUUAUUUUUAUUGAAUAU
This is a messenger RNA of Hyposmocoma kahamanoa, 1599 nucleotides long. RefSeq names its product actin-related protein 6 (gene Arp6). Gene Ontology annotation, cellular component: Swr1 complex. Gene Ontology annotation, molecular function: nucleosome binding. The transcript is spliced from 4 exons. The record is from RefSeq and is a predicted model, not a curated record. The coding region runs from base 162 to 1346 and encodes 394 amino acids. Lineage: Eukaryota; Metazoa; Arthropoda; Insecta; Lepidoptera; Cosmopterigidae.